AUGAAGUCAACCCUUCAUAUUUAUACUGAGAUUAAAAGAAAAUCAAAGAAAUAACAUCAUAAAAAACUUUAGAAUUAGACUUCGAGAAAAUUCGAUAUCGCAGAUGUUGAUCUUGUGUUAUUAUUUAUUUAUAAAUUUUAGUCAUUUUUAAGUUGUCAGAAGAAUGAUUGAUAAAGUUAAUUAAAAUAAGUCAUUUUUUUAAUAAUAAAUAUUGGUAAUUAGAUAAACUUAAAUUUUAAUGACAAUAUUAUUAAUUACAUCCAUAGAAAAUUAAGAAAAUGUAAAUUUGGCAUGA
Molecule: messenger RNA, 295 nt
Organism: Paramecium sonneborni
Lineage: Eukaryota; Ciliophora; Oligohymenophorea; Peniculida; Parameciidae
Source: the annotation of a GenBank genome assembly